Xenia sp. Carnegie-2017 is the source of this 1380-nucleotide messenger RNA. RefSeq names its product myo-inositol 2-dehydrogenase-like. Gene Ontology annotation, molecular function: nucleotide binding; oxidoreductase activity. Bases 143 to 1153 code for a protein of 336 amino acids. NCBI's taxonomy places the organism in Eukaryota, Metazoa, Cnidaria, Anthozoa, Malacalcyonacea, Xeniidae. Gene Ontology annotation, cellular component: cytoplasm. The record is from RefSeq and is a predicted model, not a curated record. The transcript has 2 exons. Gene Ontology annotation, biological process: NADPH regeneration.
CGGUCUUACCUGUUUCGAUGAUCAGGUAAAACAAGAACGUGCCUCGCAUCGUUAAUCGUCAUAGAAAAAUUUCUAUGGAAAUCAUUAAAUUACGUUAUUCGUUGUUAGAAAGCGAACUUGGCGAAGUUAUUCUACCGAAAUAAUGACAGAAAGAGUAAAUGUGGCGCUAUUUGGUCUUGGCCGUGCCGGUAAAAUUCACUUUAAAAACAUUAUUGAUAAUACUCGAAUUCAUUUAAAGUAUAUCGUAGAAGAACGUCUUGAAGAAGCGGAGAAAUUUGUAAAUGAAUAUGGUUUGACGAACACUAGUGUACUUCCUGGUGAAUUUAUUAACACUGUCCUAGAAGAUAACUUUCUACAGGCUUGUGUAAUCGCAACGCCAACACAGACUCACGAGAAGCUUGUAAUGGCAAGUUUGGAAGCUGGCAAAGCAGUGUUUUGUGAGAAGCCUUUGGCUAACAGUGUAGAAGCUAUUGCAAAAUGUUAUGAUGAAGCUAAAAAGAAAGGUUUACCUCUGAUAUGUAGCUUCAAUCGUCGUUUUGAUCCUGGUGUGAAAGAAAUUGUUAAUCGCACAACAUCAGGAGAAUUGGGACAGAUUCAAACUGCUAAGAUGACAAGUCGCGACUCUCCUCUUCCCCCUUUGGAAUAUCUCAGGACAUCAAAUGGAAUAUAUCAUGAUUGUGCUGUCCAUGAUAUUGAUGUGCUCAUGUGGAUAUUUGGGGAACGACCUUGUAGUGUGUAUUCAACUGCACAUAGUUUUAUCAAAGAAAUUGAAGAAAUGAAUGAUGUUGACACUGUGGCAAUAGUUUUAAAAUUUCCCAGUGGUGGAAUUGGUUUGAUUGAUAUUUCAAGGUUUGCUUGUUUUGGCUAUGAUCAAAGACUUGAAGUGUUUGGAAAAAAAGGAAUGUUGGUACAACACAACUAUUCACCAUCAACUGUCGAGUUCUCUGGCAAGAAUGGAUCAUCUACCGGUAGAAUCCAUCACUCAUUUCCAGAUAGAUAUGAAAAAUCGUACAUUCAUGCCCUUAAUCAUUUUGUUGAUGUAAUUAAUGGGAAUUGUUUGUCAGAAAUUACAAAAGAAUCAACAUUGCUUGCCUGUGAAGUUGUUGAUGCUUGUGAGAAAUCUCUAAAAACUGGACAAGCCGUACUGCUCUAAUGUGUUCAAAACAAUCUAUUCUUUAUUUUUAUUAAUUAGUAGUAGUCUCUGUUGUUUUUGUAUUAAAAUUAAAUGCAUCUUGUCAAUAUAAUAUAAUUUUAUGUUUGCAUACAAUAUAGCUUUGUAAUGAUUGUAGAAAAUCAAAUUUUUGGGUGAUUAUCUUUGCCUUUACUAAAAAUGUACUAAAAAACAAAAAAUAAUACAUUAAAUCAUGCAGUAAUGUGUUA